Molecule: messenger RNA, 1824 nt
Organism: Lodderomyces jiufengensis
Lineage: Eukaryota; Fungi; Ascomycota; Pichiomycetes; Serinales; Debaryomycetaceae
Gene: PEX5
Product: Pex5p
Exons: 1
Coding region: 1-1824 (607 amino acids)
Biological process (GO): protein import into peroxisome matrix, docking
Cellular component (GO): cytosol; peroxisomal membrane
Molecular function (GO): protein binding
Source: RefSeq, a predicted model, not a curated record
AUGUCAUUUGUAGGAGGAGGAUCAGAAUGCGCUGUCAAUGGUAAUGUUGUAUCACAAUUAAAUAAACAUACUCAACAAGAUAGAUCAUUACAGCAACAAGUAUCACAACAUGGUAAUCCCAUUUUAAACAAUCAAGGGUUUAAAAAGGAUAAUUUGAUUAAUAUAAGAGAUAGACAAAAUUUAGAUCAAUUUAUGAAUAAUGGAAGCUCUCAACAAAAUUCAUUUCAAUUUCAACAAAUGAAACAUGAAUUAAAUCAUAUGAAUCAAUUACCUCAACAUCAACAACCUUCAAACUGGUCACAAGAUUUUAAACAACAAUCUCAUUCACCUAUUCCACAACAACAAAAUAUAUCAACACCAAUGACCAAAAAUGGACAAUGGGCUAAUGAAUUUAAACAACCAAUACUUCAACAACCUCAAACUUUACAACAACAUCAAGAUCAACAACUAAAUGCAAACCAACAACAAUAUAAUUCAUAUAGACCAAUGAUGAACUAUAGGCCAAUGAUGGGUAUGAGUAUGUCUUCGAAUUUCCAACAACAACAACCACAACAAAUAUCACAACAACAUCAAAAAGAAGAAACAGAUCAACAAGUAGACUGGGAUGACCAAUUUAAAAAAAUUGAAGAAUUGUCAGAUGAUGUUAAAGAAGAAGCAAAAUUAGCUGAUGAUCAAGAUGAUAUUGUAAUUGAUGAUAAAUAUCAAGCAACUUUUCAAGAAGUUUGGGAUAGUCUUAAUUCAGAAGCUUUGGAGAAUGAUUUUAUAGAACAACAAUAUGAAGAAUUUAAACAUACACAAAAAGAAACAUUUCCACCAGAUAUGAAUCAAUGGGAAAAAGAUUUUGCAAAAUAUGCUUCAACAAGGGCUCAUUUUGGUGAUUAUCAAUUUGAAGAUUCCAAGACAAAUCAAUUUUUGGAUUUACCACAAGAUCAAGAUCCGUAUGAAAUUGGUUUACAAUUAAUGGAAAAUGGUGCAAAAUUAUCUGAAGCAGCUUUGGCAUUUGAAGCAGCAAUACAAAAAAAUGAAAAUCAUGUUGAUGCUUGGUUAAAAUUAGGUGAAGUACAAACUCAGAAUGAAAAAGAAAUUGCUGGUAUAUCGGCCUUGGAAAAAUGUUUAGAAUUAAACCCAGAAAAUUCAGAAGCUUUAAUGAAUUUAGCUAUAUCAUAUAUAAAUGAAGGUUAUGAUAAUGCAGCUUUUGCAACUUUAGAAAGAUGGAUAUCAACAAAAUAUCCACAAGUUGCAGAUAAAGCCAGACAAGAAAAUCCAGAGAUUACAGAUGAAGAUAGAUUUUCAUUAAAUAGAAGAGUUACAGAAUUAUUCUUAAAAGCUGCUCAAAUAUCACCAGAUCAUGCAAGUAUGGAUGCUGAUGUACAAAUGGGAUUGGGAGUAUUAUUUUAUGCAAAUGAAGAUUUUGAUAAAACUAUUGAUUGUUUCAAAGCUGCAUUAAGUAUAAAACCAGAUGAUGCAAUAUUAUGGAAUAGAUUAGGUGCGUCAUUAGCAAAUUCAAAUAGAUCAGAAGAAGCAGUAGAAGCAUAUUUCAAAGCAUUGCAAUUAAAACCAACUUUUGUAAGAGCAAGAUAUAACUUGGGGGUUUCAUGUAUAAAUAUUGGAUGUUAUAAAGAAGCUGCAGAACAUUUAUUAUCUGGUUUAUCAAUGCAUCAAGUUGAAGGAGUUGAUUCAAAUUCAACUUUAAAUCAUAAUCAAUCUACUUCAUUAACUGAAACUUUGAAAAGAGCAUUUAUUGCAAUGGAAAGAAGAGAUUUAGUGGAAUUAGUUAAACCAAAUAUGGAUUUAAAUCAAUUUAGAAGUGAAUUUAAUUUUUAA